Molecule: messenger RNA, 1874 nt
Organism: Colletotrichum godetiae
Lineage: Eukaryota; Fungi; Ascomycota; Sordariomycetes; Glomerellales; Glomerellaceae
Product: pectin lyase
Exons: 2
Coding region: 304-1668 (454 amino acids)
Biological process (GO): carbohydrate metabolic process
Cellular component (GO): extracellular region
Molecular function (GO): pectate lyase activity; cellulose binding
Source: RefSeq, a predicted model, not a curated record
GUCUUUACGUACCGUAUUCGCGUAUGGCGAAUGGCUGACAUCGACGCUUUAUCAGAGGCUGCGUCCUUCCACAGGUUCGAUGAGGCUCAGUUUUUCUCAAUCCAUUCUCUAUUGCUAUUGAGUUGUUUCUGCUCAAGUCUUUCUUUUUUUUUUCCACCUUGAUCUUGAAUUGCCUUGUUUAAGUCUGUCCAUUCGUUGAGUUCCGAAACUCAUUAUUUGCAUUCAAAUUCUCUUUCCCUUCAUCUUGAUAACAUUUUCCACUUACGACUAAACCCCGUGGAUUCCGCGCUUUUUACGGACAUAAUGAAGUCGGCUUCAACUAUCUUGGCGGUCUUGGCGGCCGUUGUCAAUUUGACUUCCGCUCAGACCGUGACCGGAAAGGCGGAGGGCUUCGCGACCGGAGUUACCGGCGGCGGAAGCAUUGCCGCCGUCACGCCCAAGGACAUUGACGAGCUGACAAAGUACCUGACCGACGACGAGCCCCGUGUCAUUGCUCUUUCUCAGGAGUACGACUUUACCGAGUCCGAGGGCACGGAGACCGGCACGGCAUGCGCCAACUGGGGCACCGGCGCCGCUUGCCAAAGAAUUAUCCUGGACGACUGCGGCAGCGCCACCAAGGAGACGGACACUUGGUACAAGGCCGCCCGUACGCCUAUCGACGUCGGGUCUAACAAGACCAUCAUCGGUGUCGGUAACAAGGGCGUCAUCAAGGGUAAGGGUUUGAGGAUGCAAGGCAGCAACGUCAUUAUCCAGAACAUUGAGAUUACCGACCUGAACCACAAGUACGUUUGGGGAGGUGACGCCCUGUCUUUCGCUGGCGCUGAUCUUGUCUGGGUCGACCAUGUCACGACUACCCGCCCCGGACGCCAGCACUACGUGUUCGGAUUCACUCCUAGCAAGCGCAUCACCCUGUCUAACAACUUUAUUAACGGAAACUCUACCUUCUCCACUGGCUGCGAUGGAUACCACUACUGGACUUUCGAGAUGGUUGGCGAGGAUGACCAGAUCACCAUGAAGAACAACUACGUGUACAUGACUGCCGGCCGUGGUCCCGCCCUGAGUGGUGCCACCCUGCUUCACGCCGUCAACAACGUCUGGGAGGACACCAAGGGACACGCGAUCGAGGGUGGCGACGCCAAGGCUCGCGGUAUCUUCGAGGGCAACGCCUUCAUCAACGUUAAGCAGCUCGUUUCCGACUACCAGGGCAAGCUGUUCACCGCCCCCGACGGGACCGCCGCCGCUCAGUGCAAGACUGCGCUCGGUAGAGCCUGCGAGCUCAACGUCUUCGAAGACACCACCGACGAGUUCAAGUACACCGACACCUCCUUCUUCAGCGAAUUUGAUGGUUUCAACAUUGCCAGUGCCGCAGCUGGCAGCGAGAUUAAGACCACUGUCCCCAGCAACGCCGGCAUGGGCAAGCUGAGCGCUUCCUCUUCUUCCUCCGAUACCACAGCUGAGGCUGCUGAUGAGACCACCGACACUGUUGUGGCUACCCCCUCCGCCGCUCCCGCCGCUUCCACCUCCGCUGCGCCCAAGGCUUCUGAGGCUGCGACUUCUGGAUCUGUUGCACUCUACGGCCAGUGCGGUGGCCAGGGCUACUCCGGUGCCACUACCUGUGCCUCCGGCAAGUGCCAGCUUGUCAACGACUGGUACUCUCAGUGUGUCUAAGUUGAAGGAUUGAAAUCAACUAUAAACGGCCUCAGAAGCAAGAAAGGGGAGAGGUGUGCACACAAUCACGGGUAACGGCAAUUAUGUUGCGUUACCCACCCUUUUGUGAUAUUAUUUCGGAUUCAUCGGAUCCAUGCAUGUAUACUUUUCCUCUGUAAAUACAUUAUGGCCUGGGGCUAUGUAGAAAAUGUCAGCCUUUUGCAUCA